GAGGGGGAGAGUAUUUUUAGCUGUGCUUAAAGCUGCCGGGGCGGCUGGGGGAGAUCGUGCAGGUUGCUGUGGCCGGGUGGAGUUGGACGGGAUCCCCCCCCCACUUUUUUCUUCCUCCUCCUCCUCUUCGCACAUCUGAGGGCGGCAGCGGGGCUGGCUCCCCCUUCCCGGAGGUCGCCUUUGUUUUCCUGUGUCGCUUUCCCGAGCAGCCGGGGAGGGGGGAGGCGGGAAGGGGCCGGGACCAGGCUGGGCUGGACCAGCCGCCCCUUCUCCUCCUCGCCCCGCCGGAGCCCGCGGAGUUGCUGCGGUUCUCCCGGGGUGGCACUUUCCGCGCCCCCCCCGGCCCGGGGCUGCGCAGCCGCCGCCGGACCCCCCCAUGGCACCGCCGAGAUGUUCGUGUCCCGGGUCCUGGACUUCCAGAAGACGCGCUACGCCAGGUUCAUGAAUCACCGCGUCCCGUCCAACUGCAGGUACCAGCCGACAGAGUACGAGCACGCGGCGAAUUGUGCCACCCAUGCGUUCUGGAUCCUGCCCAGCAUCCUUGGCAGCUCCAUCCUCUACAUUCUCUCUGACAACCGAUGGGAAACUAUAUCAGCCUGGAUCUAUGGCUUCGGCUUAUCCAGCCUCUUCAUUGUCUCCACUAUCUUCCACACCAUCUCCUGGAAGAAGAGGCAUCUCAGGACUGUGGAGCACUGCUUGCACAUGUUCGAUAGGAUGGUGAUCUACUUCUUCAUCGCAGCGUCAUACGCUCCCUGGCUGAACCUGCGGGAGUUGGGUCCCUGGGCCUCCCACAUGCGCUGGAUCAUCUGGAUCAUGGCAUCUAUUGGGACCAUCUACGUUUUCUUCUUCCAUGAGCGGUACAAGCUAGUGGAGCUGGUGUGCUAUGUUAUCAUGGGUUUCUUCCCUGCCUUGGUCAUCCUCUCCAUGCCCAACAGGGAUGGUCUCCCGGAGCUGGUGGCCGGUGGAUUCUUCUACUGCCUGGGCAUGGUCUUCUUCAAAAGCGAUGGCCGCAUCCCCUUUGCCCACGCCAUCUGGCACCUCUUCGUGGCCAUCGGAGCUGGCAUCCACUACUACGCCAUUUGGAGGUACCUCUACCGGCCCAGCACACUGGAGUCUAAAACACCCCGGUAGACGCCUUAAAGACAUUGUUUGCACCAAACCGGCACAUGGGGCACGGAGGGGAGCGGGGAGGCAGCCUGCUCCAGGGCCUCACCCCAAACCACCCGCUCACCCCAUGGGCAGCAGCCACCGGUGCCCUUCCCGCUGGGACAGGAGAGCCUGGAGGUUGAUUUGAAACAGAUUUAUCUUCUGUGUUUUUUUUCUUUUUAACCUCGGGAACUGCUUAUUUUUUUAGGCCAAGGUUUUGUAACACGGUGACUGGCAGGGAGUGACCACUCACCAAGGUCUUGGGGGGGCCCCACUCACCCACCUGGACCUGAACAUCCCUUGGGAGUGGGGACCUCGGCCCCACACACCCCUGGCAAGUGACACCCUGGGUUUGGCUACUGGAGCCAAUCAGGGGACUGGAGGUGUCAGGGGAGACACCAGAGCCUUUUCCCCCAGGAUGCCUGGGCAUGUGGCCGCUCCAGCUGGGUAGGGGGCUACAUUGGCACCCCCACACCCCCCGGGCUCCUAAACCGUCACAAGUCAUGUUAGCACCAACCGCCCCCAUCCUGGUGGGAAGGUCCGAUUCAACAAAGCCUUACCUGAGAUUGAAACUUGAAUGUCUUCCAGGGCUCUUCAGAGACCCCGAGCAUUGGAAAACACUUCCUCUAAGUCAGUAUUAAGUGCACAACUCAGUACAUCCCCACUAGAUGGGCCCUUGGAGCUCCCCCCGGACAUUUCCUCCCUGGAGUGGCAGCCCGGCUCCCAGGCUCUGCCAUGCACAUGCCUUCAUCUGAUGGGGACCAGGGCGGGAUCCAGGUCUGUCAUCCACCUGGCUGGGGUCGGCCUAUCCGCAUCAGGGGAUUUUCUUUGUCUUUGAGGGAGGGAAGUGGACCUCCUUGGACUGGGAUCAUAGGGCUGCCUUCCUUCUCUGCUCCCAUUUUGAUGAUGAGUUCAGUAUCAGAUUUAAAUCCACUUUUGGGAGGAAUUCUGGCAUUCCUGAGGAGAGACAGAACUGUGUGAUGCUCAGAGGUGAGCUGUGAUGGGGUAGUCCUAGUGAUGCUUGGGUUUUAAACCACCCUAACGACAGCUACACAGUGCUCUCCAAGGCAGGAUAACUGGACAUGGAGCACCUGCCCAGCCAUCACAGAAUCGCAGAAUUAUAGAAUGUCCUGAGUUGGAAGAGACACACAAGGAUCAUCGAGUCCAACUCCUGUCCUGCAUAGGACAACCCCAAAAUUCACACUGUGUGUCUGAGCACAUUUUCUGAUUGCUUCUUGAACGCUGUCAGGCUUGGUGUCCAGGAGCAGCCCUAAUGCUGAUGGAAUGGGUAAACCACACCCGGUCCUGCCCCCCAAACACGCUGGCAAAGCUGCUGGAACCAGAAGGGUCUGGUCUGUGCUGGGAGCCUGCAGAACAGUGCUGCUCUCAGCCCUGCCUGAACCUUCCCUGGGAGCCCCCGGAGGUAUCGAUUCUCCAUCAUCUCGUUGGCCUCUUGAUUAAUCACAACUGCAGCAGUCUCGGUGCGACGUGGCAAGGGAAGGAGAUUUAUGGCCACUGUCCCGCAUCUCCUGUUUCGCCAGCAGCGUGCCGAGGGGCCGAGCUCCGCGUUCUGCCCCAUCUUCCACAGAGCUUAGGGUGCCCCCCAGCCUGCAGCACCCUGGCAGAAAAUCACCAAAGAGAAUGUAUCCAGAUACUCUUCCCUUCCUGGUGGCUGUGGUCACCAGGUCAGCAAAAAAACCCAACCCUGUAAGUUUUUACUUCCACAGGCAGAUGGUUCCUAUAAGGAUCCAUGGGGCUGCUGGGGGGUCUCUGCCCCAGGCAUCCCAAAGCAGCCUUUGGGCUGCGACACCUCUUGGGUGACGGGUGGUUUUAGGGAUGGAGGGAAUGACCCGAAGUGAGCCCGGUCUCUGCUGCUGCCUCUUCCAGGCCCCCAGGUCCCAGCCCUUGCUCCAUCACCUACCGCAGCCGGAGGGGAGGAGAAGGAUGAGCUGAGAGUAACCAGCAGUUGGUAGAGCACGUUUGGGGUUGGAAUAGCAAGAUAUGGGGUCCUAGACCAGGACCUGCAAUUUUUUCUGUCUGGCAAGUCAUUACCCUUCUCUGUGCCUCAGUUUCCUCAUCUGUAAAAUGGGGGUGAAGACACCGACCUACCUCACAGGGCUCAUGUGAGGACCCCGUGGAGCACUUGGGAGCUGACUGGUGCUUUACAGACGCACUGCGAUUUCCACCGAGUCUGAGGCACUGGAUUCCCAAAGCCACCACGGGGACGGUGACAACUGCAGCUCAGCGUGCCCAGGUCUCCUCCUCCUCUGUCACUAAAUCCCACAGUGUAAUCACCCUGGGGACAGACCGUGCACACAGGGAAAUGUCCCCUGGCAGGGGCUGAGGAUGUCCAGGGACCACUGUCACAUUUUGUCCGCAGGCUUCAUCCCAAGGGCUUUAUCUCAGAAGCCAUUUCGCCACUGGGGGCUUAUGGCCCUAAAUCCAGCCCAGGGGCUCUCAAGAUACAGGGAAGUGCCAGAAAGACCAUUCCAAGGCCGCUUGGUCUCAGCCUUCUGCUGAAAACCAAGGGCAGGGCAGAUGCUGGGGUGGGGAUGGGUGGCCAGGCUCCACUGGGGACAUCACCACCCUGCCUUGAGCCCAGAUUUGCCAAGUAGGUUUCUCCGUAUUUGAGAAGUCCCCCUCUUCUCUUGCUUCCUCAGUCCUUCCCUUGCAAAGCAAGGUGGGGGGCACAGAACAGGUUAUUGGAUUGUCCUCCUAUUUUAUGCUAAUUUUAAAUGACUCAUAACAUUCAGGAUGUCUGGAGGAGGGUUUGAGGGAUUUUUUAGCAUCUCACGUUUUUCACUGUCCAUUCUUGUUCAAUCAGUAUUUUAUAUUUAACACAGUAUUUGCUCAAAUUAAAAACAAAUGUAAGGAAAAUAACUCUAGCAAAUAUUGUUUCCUGUGGAGUAGGAUUGAAAUAAAAACUCAAGAUACCUCA
This is a messenger RNA of Columba livia (rock pigeon), 4084 nucleotides long. RefSeq names its product monocyte to macrophage differentiation associated 2 (gene MMD2). Gene Ontology annotation, cellular component: membrane. The record is from RefSeq and is a predicted model, not a curated record. The transcript is spliced from 7 exons. NCBI's taxonomy places the organism in Eukaryota, Metazoa, Chordata, Aves, Columbiformes, Columbidae. Bases 391 to 1131 code for a protein of 246 amino acids. Gene Ontology annotation, molecular function: pore-forming activity.